GUUUGUGAAUGGUGAAUUUCCAAUUUUUUUUGUUGUUGAAAAAAAAUUCCUGAUUACAUCAUGAUGGCCAAGUAGCCAUUUUGAUGAUUUGAUUGAAUAAAAGUGAUUUUUUUUUCUGGAAUGUAAAAAAUAUGUGAUAAAUUUUUAAAAUUUUGAAAUAAAAUUUCCGGUUCUGUGUUGAUCAAUCAAACAUUCGGGAUUCGACCGACCAACUAAACCGACCGAAUUAUUCUUCGGAAUUAUACACCAAGUGCCAAAAGUGUUAUCUGCUUACCGGUGAUGUGUUGUUUGUUUUGCUGAUCACACACAUACACACAGAAAAUCCAACGAAAAAAAAUGGCAACGAUAAUAAAAUUUAGUAAAAAUCUUUUCACCAUUUCAUUAUGGAUGAUGUUAAUAACGAUAACAAACAUUCAAUCAUCAUUUGAUCAUCAUCAUCAACAACAAUCACAUUAUUCAUAUAAUGAUGAUGAUGAUUUAUUAUUAUCCAGUUCAUCAUCAUCAUCAUAUCAUCGUACAUCACAUUUAUCAGGUCAAUCGAAUCAAUUACAACAAUCAUAUCGAUGUUCAUUGGAUGAACAGGAUUUACCGAAGAAAAAAUUAGUCUGUUUUUAUCGUGUUGAAGAUGAAUAUCGUCCAUAUGAUUUGGAUCCUUGUCUAUGUACACAUAUUGUUUAUUCGUAUGUUGCUGUUAAGGAAAAUUUUGCUUUUAUUGCCGGUAAAAAAGGUGACCUAAAAUAUUUAUCAGCAUUACGUAAUCGUAAUCCUUCGGUAAAAAUUAUUGUAUCAUUACGACCAACUGGCCAGGCAUUUAAUUUGGAAGAUCCAAAAAAUAUUACCUAUCCAUUACCGGCUUCGAAUACGUUAAGACAUCGUUUUGCCAAACGUAUACGUGAUUUUAUAACACGUCAUAAUCUAGAUGGCGUCGAUAUUGAUUAUGAAUAUUUUAAAAUGGAUAAUAAUUCUAAUAAUCAAAAACGACAAUAUUUAAUAUCGAUUAUGCAGUCAAUAAGCGAAAGUCUUAAACAGAAUAAUGGUGGUGGUGAUAAUAAAACUAUUUUAACAUUAACAACAUCACGUUAUCCAAAACAUUUAGCCGAUUAUUAUGAUUUUGCACAAAUUAACAAAUAUGUUGAUUUUAUAAACAUACCGGCUUUCAACUUUGAUCAAGAAGGUAAUACAUUAAUUCAUCCAGCUAAACUACAUGGAAUGUCUGAAAUGGAAAAUAUGGAUGCAAUAAUCGAUCUAGCAUUUGCACUUGGCCUACCAUCCAAUCAAUUAGUGAUUGGUGUACCAACAUUUGGUACAUUAUAUCGUAUGUCAAAUCAAAGUCAAUCAACACCUGGUUCAAAAGCAAUCGGUUGGAUUGCAAAUAAUCAACCAAUCACUACUAUUUCUCAUUCAAAGAUCUGUGAUGUUCGUGAUAAAAUUAAUUGGACUUUGGUACGUGAAAAAGAUCUUUCAGCACCUUAUAUCUACAAUAAUGAUAAAUGGAUUGGUUUUGAUGAUGAAAUUAGUAUCAAAUUAAAGGCCAAAUAUAUUGUACUAAGACGUGCUGGUGGUAUGGCAUUUUUUCAUCUGAAUGAUGAUGAUAAUCAAAAUCAUUGUGGCCUUGGUUCAUAUCCAUUAUUACGUUCAGCAUUAUCUGUAUUUACACAGGUUGCAACUGUUGAUAAUGAUGAUUUAAAUCGUAAAAAUUAUCCAUUACCAUUUUUUAAUACAAGUCAACAAUUUUUUCAAUCAUUUUUAAAUAUUGUACAAAAAUAUGGUAAUGUUGAACGUAUUAUUGAUGAUGAUGAUCAAGAUCAAGAUGAUACAAUAUUACCAUGUAAUCAUAAUGGUUAUAUGAGACAUCCAGAAGAUUGUACACGUUUUUAUCGUUGUUUAAAGCUUCAAUCACGUGAUUCAUCUGUACAAAAAUUACAAUAUAAUUGUCCACCUGGUUUAGUUUUUGACGAAUAUUUUCAAAUAUGUAAUUGGCCAUCAUGGUCACCAACAUGUAUAGGAUCGGGUGAAAUAUCAUCAACUAUACGAUCAAGUUUUCAUUGUACAAAACCUGGAUUUUAUCAAGAUCAAGAAAAUUGUGAAUAUUUUCAUUAUUGUUCUGAUUUGGGUAAAUCUUUUCUACAAUCAUAUGAAUUUAAAUGUCCAUUCGAAUUGGGUUUUGAUCAAGAAAAACUUCAAUGUAAUUGGAAAUGGUUAGUAAAAGGUUGUCCAUAUAUACCACCUGAAGAAAGAAUUGUUAAAGAUUUACAUGAUAUUCUACCACAUGAUAUUAAUGUUGGUGGUGGUAAUGGUGGUGGUGGUUCAGAUAAAAUUGAACCAGCAUCAAGUGAUAUAUCAGCAAUGAUACAACAAGUAUUACGUGCACAACAACAAGCAACAUCAAUGGACAAUGAUAAUAAUUUUGGUGAUGAAUCUUCAAUGAUGAUGAUGUCUGAUGAUGAUUUUGAAGAACGUUCGGAUCAUAGCUCCGAUGAUUUGAUUGCAGCACAACAUAAUCAAAUUCCAAUUAUAACCGAUCCACCAUCAGAUUCACAACAACAAGAUCAAACAACUGGACGAUCAAAAUCGAAAAAAUUUUCCUAUUUAAAUUUAUCAAAAAUUGAUGAAAUUUAUAAACGAAAUUCAUCAUAUAUGCAACGAUUACAAGCGAUUACAAAUUAUUUUUCUUCGUUAUUAUCAAGAAUACGAUUCUGGAAUCCAGCUAAUAGCGGUAGCAGCAGUUCUUCAAUAAAAUCACGUGCCGAUCAUCAACCCAGUGAUAACAAAUGGUUAAAAAAUCCAUUCAAUCGUAUUUCAAUACCAAAAUUUCCAAAAUCAUUGAAAAAAUCAAAAGAUAAUCAAUCAGAUGUAAAUCGAAAAAGAAAAUCCUUAUCAUCAUCGUCGGAAACAAUGGCAACAUCGACGACAACAAAAUCACCACCAACAAGACAUAAGAAAAGUGUUUUCAAUAAAGUUCCACGUUUACCAAAAUUUUCAAAACGUAAACGAAUAACAGCUGAUAAAUCAGCAGCAUCACAACGAAAUCAAAAAACAUCAAAAAAAUCUGGACAAAAUUUGAAAAAUUAUCCGGGAAUACAAUCAUCCACCGGAUUUAGUCAAUUGAAUCAUCCACAAAUGUUACCAAUGUUUAUGGCUGAAGAAAGUAUUCAUAUACCACAAUUUAUUCAGCCGCCACCAAUGUCACAUCAUCAUUUUAAUCAUCAACAUCAAUCAUCAAAUUCUUAUCGUGGUCCAUCACAACAAGCAAAUCCAUCAUCGUCAUUCCAGAUGCAUUCAGCUGAAUCAAUUAUGAAACCAAUCUCCAUUCCGAUGUCAUCAUCGAAUAAUAAUCAAUUUAAUAAAUUAAAUCAAUAUCAUCAAUCAAAUAUAUUUAAUGAUUAUCAUCAUUUAGCUGCUAGUGAUUCAUUUCCAAUCAGUUCAUUUGUUGAUCCACCAUCCUUACCACCAAAAAAAUCAUCAAAUUAUUUCAAUAAUGUAAAUCUUGAUGCACAUCAAUCAUCACCAUUAGUUAUGAUUAGUACAACGGAUGAACAAAAACCACAAUUAUAUCAUCAUUCAUAUGGUCUACCAUCGGUCAAUAUUAGAUAUUCAUAUCUCAACAAUGAACAAAAGCAACAACAACAAUUACCAAAUACACCAAAGCCAUCGAUUGUACAGGCACCACAGCAACAACAACAACCGCUAAAAAUUGAAGCAACCAAAAUGAAUUUCCCGGAUCAUUUACUUAGUGAAGAUGAAUUGAAUAGUGCUGAUAUGCAAUUGGAACAAUUUCUACGUUCAAAAUUUAUAUCAACAUUACCAUUUAAUAAUAAACAAUUAUUAACAUUACCUGAAUCAUCAUUACCGCCACAAUUACAACGACCAAAAUCAUUACCGACUACACGUUCACCAUCAUCAUCAAAUCGAUAUCAAUCAAAUCAACAUCAUCAAUUGCUUUUACCACAACAUAGUGCUGUUACUGGAUUACCAUUAACAUCGGUUAAACAAUCAGAUUUGAAUUCAGUAUUGAAUCGUCAUGUUAUUAAUUAUCAUCAACAACAACAACAAUUUAAUUAUCCAACAACGAUAAAACCAUCAUCAACGGCUGCUGGUCAAUUGAAUAAAUUUUCAAGUUUUAUUACAUCAUCCGAUUGGUUUAAUAAUGAACGGCAAAAAUUUUUUGAACAAAAUCGUCAAUUACAAUUACAAAAACAACAACAACAACAACAGCAAAGAACAACAACAACAACUACGACAACAACAACAACCACACAACGUCCAACAACAAUAAAACCAAAAAUCAUUCAACAACAACAAUCAUUUAAACCAAUAUCAGCAUCAUCAUUACCGACAUCAAAAACACCGGUUAAUUAUAAAUUAACACCAAUAACCGAUAAUGUUUUUGAAUUGAAUAAACAACCAGCAUCAAAUCAUCAUCAUAAUCAUAAUCAAUAUCAGCCGAAACCACAAAGAUUAUCAUCACCAAAACCAAAAGUUGCAAAACCAAUAUCAACAACAUAUCAAGAUAAUCAUCCAAUAGAUUUAGUUCGUAAUCGUUUACGACCACAAAUCAAAUAUGAUUCAUAUGAAUGGACAACACCAUCAAGUUUAAAAGAUGAUAAAAUGAAUGUAAAUUUCAAUCUUAUGACUGCUAAAGAUAUUGAUGAUGAAAUUAAUCGAAAAAAACAUAUGUUUGUUCAUAAUAAUGAAAAUGAUAAUAGUGGUGAUCAACAAGCAUUUCGACCAUUAACAAAUGGUCAGCCAUCAAUUGAUUAUAAUCGUCAUAAUUUUUUCCCACCGAUCGGUGAUGUUUUUGAACAUUAUACAUCGACAACUUCGGAAAAACCAAAAGAACAACAAUCAUCAACGACAACAACAAAAUCAAUGUAUACAGCAGCUAGUUAUGCAACUGAUAAUGAUGAUGAUAUGGAAAGAUCAACACAACAUACAACACCAGUACCAUGGUUAUCAACAUUGAAUAAUGACAAUAGUCGUCAUUAUCAUCAUCAAAGACCACAGAAUUAUCAUCAUGGUAAUAUCAACGAUACAAAUGAAUAUAUAAUGUUAAUGUUAAAUAAAGCUGUUAAUGGUGGUAAUGGUAAUGAUAAUGAUCAAACAUUUAUACAAAGUUUAUUGGAAUUAUUACGACAAACUGGUCAGGAAAAUAUGGGAAAAUUUUAUAAUGUUCAAAGUGGUGGUAGUAUAAAUGGUGGUGAAACAAUUUUAGCAUUAUUACCGGAUAAACCAAAUCGUCCAUUUGUUUAUAAAGGUGAAAAUUCAUUAUUGAAAAAUCUAAGUUUAUAUGGUGGUCAUCGUGGUCAUAAUCAUGGUGGUCUUUUAGAUUCAAAUCUUUUACCAUCAACAAUUGCCGAUCAAAUGCUUAAGCUUGAUAUUUCAAAACCAGAUUCCGAAGUUUUACAAGCAAUUUUUAAUAAAGUUAAAAAUGAAUUACAAGGUACUGAAAAAUUGAUACCAUAUGAUAUUGAUGGUUAUCCUGGUGCAUCAGUUGAUGUAUCAUCAGCACAUCAAGCAAGACGUAUUCCACCUGGUCGUAUAAAUGAUGUUCCUCGAGAUAUUUUACCAUUUACAAAACCAUUUACAUUAAAAGCUAGAACAACAACAACAACUACGACGACAACAACAACAACUAUACCAACAACAACUGCAGCAACAACAACAACAAUUCCAUCAACAACAAGACAAUCAUCAUGGCCAUCAAUCGAUAAUUAUGAUCAUUAUGAUGAUAAUUAUAAUAAUAAUGAUGAUAAUGAUGAUGAUAAUUCAAGAAUAAUUGUACCAAAUUAUCCACCACCAAGAAUGUCAAAUAAUAAUAAUAAUAAUAAUCGUAGUUCAAAUGUUUGGUAUCAAGAUGUACCACAUUUAGUUGAUGAUCAACAUGUUGAUGGUAUUUAUACAACAGAAGAAUCACGAAUACGUAAUCCAACGACGACAACAACAACAACCGCAUCUUAUCCACCACCAACAACAACAACAACAUCGACAACAACAACAACUGAAUCUACAAUUCAAUAUCAACCAUCAUCAUCAGCACCAAAAAUAUCGAAUCCACAACGAAGACCAAAUGGUCGUCGACCAGAAUAUGGACAUAGACAACGUGGUCAUCAAUUACAUCGGCAACCACAGCCGCAAUUUUCAAAAACAACAUCGACAACGACACCAUCAACUAUAACACCAUCUAUUGAUCAUAAUCAACAUCAUCAUGAACGACAAAAAUUUACUGGACAUUUUGGACAAAAACUUAAUGUCGUUGCUGGUGGUGGUGUUGAUGAAACAAUGGUCAAUGGUAAUCAAAAUAUAGAUGAUAUUAAUGAUUCAGAACGAAAUGUUUUCUAUGAAGAAGAUGAAUUAUUAUCACCUGAUUUUCAUGAUUUAAGAUAUCCUGAAAAUCAAAAUUAUCAUCAAAAACAACGACAACGACAACGUCAACGAUCAUCAACAACAACGACAACGACAACAACAAAAGCACCAACAACUAUAACAACAACAACAACAACACAAAAACCAAUAACUGAAUCAAACAAAAUCCAAACAAAUUCGAAUGAAAAUACCUAUUAUCCUGAAUCAACAAUACAUAAUUUGAUGCCGGAUAAAUCUGGUAUACCUGAAUCAGCAUGUACACGGCCAGGUAUAUUUCAACAUCCAAAUGAUUGUAAUAAAUAUUAUGAAUGUUAUUGGGAUAAACAUAUAAACAAAUUUACAUUGAAUCCAUUUGAAUGUCCAGUAAAAUUAGCAUUUGAUUCACGUAUUAUUGGUUGUGCAUCACCAAAUGAUCCAACAGUUUGUGUACAGUAUUAAAAAAC
Messenger RNA from Dermatophagoides pteronyssinus (European house dust mite), 6806 nucleotides. RefSeq lists its product as uncharacterized. The record is from RefSeq and is a predicted model, not a curated record. Gene Ontology annotation, molecular function: chitin binding; chitinase activity. NCBI's taxonomy places the organism in Eukaryota, Metazoa, Arthropoda, Arachnida, Sarcoptiformes, Pyroglyphidae. Gene Ontology annotation, biological process: chitin catabolic process; carbohydrate metabolic process. Gene Ontology annotation, cellular component: extracellular region.